CAGGAAGUGAAGGAAGCGUCCUUGGAGAUGUUGUUAGGAGUGUUAAUUUCACAUCUUUCCCCUGUCUCUGUGCACAGUGCCUCUGUUAAAGAACUGACAGCGAACCGUUUCUUACACAGAGGUUAAUGAGAGCAAUAUUUAAAGUUCGGAAGCAACCAUGACUGCAGCUGCUCUCGUAGGAGACCAGCUGAUCCUCGAAGAGGAAUACGAUGAGAACUACUUACCAUCUGAACAAGAAAUCCAGGAGUACGCAAGAGAGAUUGGCAUUGACCCCAACAACGAGCCCGAGCUCCUGUGGCUGGCCAGGGAGGGCAUCACUGCCCCUUUGCCUCCUGAAUGGAAGCCUUGCCAGGAUGUGACAGGGGACAUCUACUACUUCAACUUCUCCACGGGUCAGUCCACCUGGGAUCACCCCUGUGACGAGCACUACCGACAGCAGGUGGCCCAGGAGCGUGAGCGAGCUCAGAUGACAGCCACAGCUGGGGGCGCAGGAGUGAAGAAAGACAAGAAAAAGAAGAAAGAAAAGAAGGAGAAGAAAGAGAAGAAAAAGAAGGAGCUACUCAAAACUCCAGGGGCCCUCAGUUCAUCUCUGGGACCUCUACAGUCUUCGCUUACCGCCUUGGCUCCUCUGCGAGGUCUGGACGCCCCUGGCCAAAGCACUUUCUCUGGAUCUGCACCUGCUCUGCGGGGGUCUCUCGGUAGCUCCGGUGGGCUGGAACCCCUCAAGACAACCCUACAGACUCCUCGAAGCAGUGGGGCAACCAGGAUUUUUGGCAGUCAGCAGGAAGAGAGAGUAUCACUUACUUUGCCCAGUUUUGAUAGCGAUGAUGACAAAAUCUCAGAAAACGAGCCAAGUCCUCGUGGUUCAGACAGACUAUUGAAGAACCUCCACCUAGAUUUGGAUGCCCUCGGAGGAGGCCUAAAGUAUGAGGACAGUGAAGCCAGUGGUGCAGCACCAGCCGAGGAGAGGACGGAGCCAGAGUUGCAGGAUUUGGCCCCGUCUGGAGACCACAGCCCUGAACCGCCAUCACAGCAAGACUCUCUGAAGGGCCGCCACAUCCACCUUUCUCCCCAGACAGGCAGUGGAAAUCAUGUCAGUGAGGAGGGGCCUGGUGCCGGUACCCCUGAACUUGAACACUCUGCUGAACAUUCAGAAGAGGAGGUAGCAGAGGAGUUACGUGAGGAAGAGGAGGAAGAGCAGCAGGAUAGACAGUUAGACAAGAAUGAAAAAGGAGCAAAAGAGACAAAAGGAGAUGUAGAAGAUGAGCUGGUAGGUGGGGAGGAAGAUAGAAAAAGCCAAGAGGAUGUGAAAGAGGUGGAGGAUGUUCAAAAAGGAAGUAAUGCCGCUGUAGAGAAUGAGACAGGGGAAGGGGAAGAUGAGAGUGAUGGGAUAAAGGAGGAGUGCUGUGAAGAUGAGAAUGAAAAUGAAGAUGAAGACAGAGAGGGAAACGAAGCGGUGCAAAAAGUAGAAGAGGAAUGUGAGGAAAGUAGCAAUGAAGUCGUGAAGAAAUGCUCUAACAGUGAACAAGAUAGAGAGAAUGAGGAGGAGGAGGAGGAGGAGGAGGAGGACAAAACCAACAAAGAGAGAGAUAAGCUUGAGAAAACCAUAAGUGAUGGAGAGCAGAAUGAGAGAAAGAAAGAGGAGAUCGAGAUUAAUAGCAAAGGACGGCAGGAGGAGGAGAGCGAUGGGGUUCUGGAGAGGUGCUCUCUAAGCCAGAGGAAACUGACAGAGAGUGAUGAGGUGUUGGAAAGAUGUGUGCAGAGCGAAGGAGAAGAUACAGAGAGGGAGGGAGUGGAGAUAGAGGAUGACUCAGAUGGCCAAAAAGCAUCAGACAGCGAGGAGGAGGAGCAGGAGGAGGAGGAGGAGGAGGUCAUUGAGGUGUUUAAAGAGGAAGCAGCUCAUGUCCAACCAGCCAGUAAUGCUUUCAAGAUGAAAAAUGUGACAAAAGAUUCCUCCCUUGCUGCAGAGGAGUCUGAAGCCAGUAAGCACAUUGAGGGGGCUUCAUCUUCCAUAGAUGACAAGCAGUUGCAGAAGGUUCUAGACAUCGACUCUCUGUCUAAUGCAGUCAGUCCAGUGGAAAAAGCUGACAGAGAAGAGGAAGAAGAGGAGAAAGGAGGAAAGGGGGAAAGGAAAGGAGGAGACGACAAUGAUAGGCAGAUUCUGGCCAAAGACAAAGACCUUUCUCCAGCCCAUAAAGUUGACCGGUUCGUCCUUCACCAGUCCAGCCCUUCACCAUCACCCUCCAGCUCCUCACAUUCAGAGGAAGGAGUCAGCCAUCAGCAAAUGGCCCAGGGCCUCGGCAUAUCUCUGGGGCUAAAGAGGCCUGAAACUUCCAGGGGUCGACAGACACGGUUUUCGAACAUCCAGCCUGAUUUUGUUGAGCGCUCCUUAAAAAAACAAGAGAGCGCUUUGGAAGAAGAGCCAAGUGGGAAAGACGAGGAGAAGAAAAGGAGAGAAAAAGAAGAGGAGGAAGAGGAGGAGGAGAGGAAGAGGGUAGAGAGACAGGAGAAGAGACUGAAAGAAAGAGAGGAGAUGGAGAGGGAAAGGAGCAAGGCUGACCAAGAAAUGGAGGAGGAGAGGGAGCGCAUAGUUAUGGAAAAGGAGAAGAGGAUCCGUCUCCUCCAGGAAGAGGUGAAAAGAGAAGAGGAGGAGGAGGAGAUGAAACUGAAGGAGGCGACUGAGGAAAGACUGAGGGCUCUGCGGGACAAUCUCCUGUCUAAAAGGAAAGAGGAGGAGGCCACGCUGAACGAGGAGUCUGACAGAAUGAUGGCGGAGCUCGGAGAGUCUGUGAAGAGGGAGAGGGAGCAGCAGCAACACAAACUCAGGGAAGAGAGUGAAGUCCUGUUAAAGGAGUUACAUGUUGCCCUAGAGGAAGAACAAACCGCAGUACGGGAAAGACUGGAGGCCCAGAAGAGGCAGGACAUCGAGCAUCUGAAGGCGGAGAUAGAAGAGGAGCUGGAGACUGAGAGGAAGAAGCUCCAGAGAGAGAGGGAGGAGAAACUGGACUCUCUGAAACAGGAGGUCAAAAGCACAGAGAGGAGGAGGGAGCUGAUGAUGAGCCCACGGCCUGAGCUGCAACUGGCUGAGUACCACCGAGAGUUGACCGAUGUGCUCCAGGAAGUCCGAGAGGAAGUGCAGCGGGAUCACGAGAGGAAGCUGGAGCAGUUGAGGGAUGACCACAGGAGAGAGAUUAACAGCAUAAGAGAGAAAUACCUGGAUGAGGAGACUGCUCAGAGGGAGCGCUUGCUGUCCACUCUGCAGGAGGACAGAGAGCAUCUCCAAGCCUCACAUGCCGUCCAACUGGAGAAACUCCGCUUACAGCUGGAUGCACAGAUACAAAAGACUGAGCUGGCACACUCACGCAAGGAGUCAGAGCUGCAGGAUUUGGCGGAUCAAUUGGAGCUGAGAGCCAAAGAGCUUAAGAGCCAGGAGGCCAUGCUGCAGACCAAGGCGUCAGAUCUGAAGAGGAGGAGGAAGUUGCUUGGAGAAGAGGAGCAGGAAGUGGACAGACAGCUAGAGGCCUUACCUCGGCUGAUCCAGGAAAGAGACCGGCUGAGGGAACAGCUGGAGAGGAUGAGAGAGGAGAAAGCUCAAGCCCGAGAACUCAUCCACAGAGCCAGGGAGGAGAGGAGUGAAGCCAAAGAGGAGGAGGAGAGGCUGAGGGAGGAGUUAGACAGAGCCAGGGAAGAGAGCAGGAGAGCCAGGGAGGACAAGGAGCAACUGGAGAACAAGGUGGCGCUGCUGCAGGAGAGAUGUGACCGCCUCAGCCGCAGAGUCAGCGAGCUGGAACGAGGCCAAGGGGCGAGCACGUCCACCAGACAAGAGCAGGACACAAAGAAGGCAGAGAAGGUGACGACGCCCUGCAGUGACAAAGGAGACACAUCACUGCAUGCAGAUGACCUGGAGGAGCCACCGCUCUCCCCUAUACCUGACAGCCACAGCAGCAUGGACGAGUUCCGGCGGUACAUCUCCUCACACGGCACCUCCAUCCAGAAGACCAAACUCUUCCUGGAGAGGGAGAGCAGCCGGCUGAUGGAGAGGCAGGCGGCACUGCAGGCAGCCCAGGCCCCCAGUCAGGGAGGAGCGACCGAGGAGAUGAUAAGAAGCCUUCAGCAGGAGGCCAGCAGUGUGGCGGAGCUGCAGCAGACCGUUCAGAGAGGAAACAGUCUCCUGCAGAGGAAAGAGGAGCACCUUCAGCAGCUGGAGAGCUCUAUAGCCAAAGAGCUGCUGUUUGAGGAUUUGUCUCGGCUCGCCGGAGAAAGGAGGGUGACCUUUGAUGUGACUGAGUCAGACCUCAGCAGCACUGUGGAGCCGCCGGAUGGGACAGGUCAUCCCAUCGUUCCAGGCAAAGUCCAGGAAUUAGCAGAGUCCCUGCAGCAGAUCUCAGGCCAGCUCAACACUGUCCUGAGCACCUUGGGUUCACUGACCCAGAGGCAGAGUGCCACGCCUUACGCAGCUUUCCCUCCACCUCUGUCUCAUCCUCACUCCACCCUAGCUCCCACCUCCUCCACCCCUGCCCCUGUCGUUCCUCAGACUCUCAACCUGGGAACCAGCUCCUUAGCCCCACCUCCUCCGGCGAGGCUGUCAGAGCCGCCGUGGAGCUGGGCAACUCAGAGCAGCUCUGCAGCCUCCCCAUUCUUCAGCACCCCCAUCGGCAGUGAGCUAAGGGCAUCUGAGGACCUCCUCAACAGCCGCUGGAGCCAGAUAUUCCCCGGAGCAGCUGUUGACCCACUUGUUUCCAGCACCACAAGAACCACCUCAGCUUACUCAUCAUAUUCUCCUUUGAGUGAACACAGCCGGGGCCUUCACUCCACGGCGAGAUCGGCCGAAAUGGACGGCCAAAGGCUGCAGGGGCUGAUAGACGGCAACAAGAAGUGGCUGGAGAUGCGCAAGAAAGACGCCAGCAUACCUCUGUUCACUCGCUAUCGGGCUCCCUCCUCAAAGAGCGGACUGGUCCAGCUGGGUCUGGAUGAUAACAAUCAGAUCAGAGUCUAUCAUUACUGAGGACGUGACGCACAGUCUCCCUCUGCCGUGACUGUUACUGAGGACUUUGGAGUAUUAAUGACUGUGAUAUUGUGAUGUUUACAUUCCAUUUUUUUUAUUGUGUUGGUGCAAAGGUUUUCAGGGAUAGUUCAGCCUCUUCUACUGUGAUUGGAGGGAGGGAGUUACGGCAGAAGAUGCAGCUGUUCAUUCACUGUGUUUUAAAGGGUUAGUUUACUUUGACAGGUUGGAGUUGUGUGCAGGACAAUCACGGAGAAGUAUCCUGCUUCUCUUUUGCUAAUAACUUUCCCUCCAGAACAUGGCCUGAUAGAGUUUAACUGCUUUUGUGAUGCACUUUUUUUUUAACGUCUAAUAUUAUCGUCCUUUUUACAUAAUUUCCUUAUUGUUUUUGUAAAGAUCGUGAAGCCAAUCAACUUUUUAAAAUGUCUCCCUGUGUUUGCAUAUCAGUAAUAGCUGUUGACUAGUUGUGCCUAUUAUAUAUUUGUGUAAAUUAUAUUGUAUUUUUCUAUGAAAUAUUUUAA
This is a messenger RNA of Archocentrus centrarchus (flier cichlid), 5523 nucleotides long. It is a transcript of the gene cep164, whose product is annotated as centrosomal protein 164. Gene Ontology annotation, biological process: cilium assembly. Gene Ontology annotation, cellular component: centriole; centrosome; ciliary transition fiber. The record is from RefSeq and is a predicted model, not a curated record. The transcript is spliced from 28 exons. Lineage: Eukaryota; Metazoa; Chordata; Actinopteri; Cichliformes; Cichlidae. Bases 158 to 5005 code for a protein of 1615 amino acids. Gene Ontology annotation, molecular function: protein binding.